AUGGCGGGAACUAAGGAGCCGCGACCCAGCGAGCGCGCCCGCGACCGCGCCCACUCGCGCGCAUCCACCUACUAUGACGUCCUGAAAGGGGUCUUGAAACCUGCUCAGUGGACUAGCUAUGUCACCACAGAAAGUGGGGAAGAAUGGAGAGGCUUCAUUCUCACAAUAACAGAGCUGUCAGUUCCCCUACAUGUGUCACUCCUUCCUGGGCAAGUAAUUAGACUUCAUGAAGUCUGAGAAAAGAAAAGGAGAAUUGAGACAGAGCGGACACCAAGUUCAUUUCCGGAAAAAGGGAAGGAACCAAUUGAAGAUUAUGUGGAUGUAUUGAACCCUAUGCCAGCAUGUUUUUAUACAGUCCGGAAAGAAGCAACAGAGAUGCUUGAGAAGAACACUUCCUUGGGAAAUAUGAUCCUGGGGCCUGGUAGUGACAGCAGAAACUAUUCUAUCACCAUCCAGCAGGAGAUUAGCCUGCCAAGAAUCAAGCACUACAAAGUGAUGAGUGUAGGAAAAAACUACACUAUUGAAUUGGAAAAACCUAUAAGUAACUAUUUCCUUUUUGUAACACUCCCAAAUCUUUUCAGCGUCAUUGAUUAUUUUGCGAAGGAGACUCAAGGAAAUUUACGACCAUUUAUAUAUUGAACUGAUGAAACCCUUGAGAUGAAAGGAUUUCCUAUAACAUCUCUAAAAUAA
Molecule: messenger RNA, 690 nt
Organism: Lipotes vexillifer (Yangtze River dolphin)
Lineage: Eukaryota; Metazoa; Chordata; Mammalia; Artiodactyla; Lipotidae
Gene: STAP1
Product: signal transducing adaptor family member 1
Biological process (GO): cell surface receptor protein tyrosine kinase signaling pathway; positive regulation of B cell receptor signaling pathway
Molecular function (GO): signaling adaptor activity; protein kinase binding
Source: RefSeq, a predicted model, not a curated record